This is a messenger RNA of Zalophus californianus (California sea lion), 946 nucleotides long. Its product is annotated as histone H2B type 2-E1. Gene Ontology annotation, molecular function: structural constituent of chromatin; DNA binding; protein heterodimerization activity. The coding region runs from base 391 to 912 and encodes 173 amino acids. The record is from RefSeq and is a predicted model, not a curated record. The transcript has 2 exons. Gene Ontology annotation, cellular component: nucleosome. NCBI's taxonomy places the organism in Eukaryota, Metazoa, Chordata, Mammalia, Carnivora, Otariidae.
CCCUGAGAUCGUGACCGGAGCCGAAGGCAGACGCUUAACCGAUUGAGCCACCCAGGCGCCGCAGCCCUCACUAGUUUUUCUUUUCUGAACUCUCUGUCCCUACACCCCCUCUUUAGUCCCACUCUUCUCCUGUGAGCCGGGCCGGCUUCUUCCACCGUAUUGUAGGGCUCUGCGGCGGGGGGGGGGGGGGUGCCUUGUGCUCCUCCCGAUACUCCCCUGCAUUUCAAGUCAUGCUGAGCACAGCGGGUGUAGAGUGAUCUCAUAGCCUGGCUUGGUGGUGUGUGAACUCUCACAAGCGUGUACUACGCUGGGAGGUGGUGGGGGAGGGCUUCCCAUUCAGAGACAGGCAAUCACUUGGGGGAGAGGUGGGAGCCAUUAGCCUCUUUCAAGAUGAAGGGAGAGCAUGUUCUGGAUAGGGUUGGGCCAAGCUCCUCCCCCUCCCCCUCUCCAUCCCAGGUGCUGGCCCCCAGCCCCACCUGGUGGGCAGCUGACUCCAUAAACUACCCCAAGGAGCAGGAGGUGGCCGUCAGGAGGAGCAGGAGAAUGAGCGCUGAGCAUGGACAGCAGCAGCCGUCUGGGGGCCGAAGGGGCCGUAGUUCUGGCGAUAAGAGGUCCAGAAGGCGUAGCCGGCGCAAGGAAACCUACUCAAUGUAUAUCUACAAGGUGCUAAAGCAGGUGCACCCAGACAUCGGCAUCUCUUCCAAGGCCAUGAGCAUCAUGAACUCAUUUGUGAAUGACGUGUUUGAGCGGCUGGCUGGCGAGGCUGCCCGGCUGGCCCAGUACUCAGGCCGAACCACACUGACAUCCCGGGAAGUCCAGACGGCGGUGCGUCUGCUGCUGCCCGGGGAGCUGGCCAAGCACGCCGUGUCCGAGGGCACCAAGGCCGUCACCAAGUACACCAGCUCCAAGUGACCCAGGGCCAAACCUUAAUAAAGAGUGAACUGUU